Xenopus tropicalis (tropical clawed frog) is the source of this 2910-nucleotide messenger RNA. RefSeq names its product CD248 molecule (gene cd248). Gene Ontology annotation, cellular component: membrane. The transcript has a single exon. The record is from RefSeq and is a predicted model, not a curated record. The coding region runs from base 585 to 2879 and encodes 764 amino acids. Lineage: Eukaryota; Metazoa; Chordata; Amphibia; Anura; Pipidae. Gene Ontology annotation, molecular function: calcium ion binding; carbohydrate binding.
AACUUUGUCCAUACAAGGAUGAAAAGGGGGAGGCAGGGGUAAGCAGAACAUGUGGGAGAGAAAGACCUCCCUCCCAAAUCCAGAGGCAUACAGAUACACAGAGCAAUUCACUUCAGUCUAACUGUCUGUAAAAAGGAUCAAGAACCAAAGAGAGCAGAGGAUAAUAGAAAAAGCAACUGACAGAGACCAGAGACUACAAGCUCAAAGAUUGGGAGACCGCAAGAAAAAGAAGCUGUUUAUAAACCACUACAGCUGCCGGAGGGAGGCAAGCAGAGAAGAUAAUAAAAGACAAAACCUUUUUACCGAGAAAGGAAGAAGAAGAAAAGGGAUAAAAUUACAAUCACUCACUGAGAUACUUCAGAAGUGUCUGCACGAAGAGGCAAAUUCAUCCAGCAAAAGUAUCAAAUGGAACUCCAUAAGCCAAAAAUAAACUAAAGACUCUGCAAAGAACUAAACUUAUUGCAAAGCAUUCUAGAAACCAGACUGAGAAACAGGCAAAGCUAGAGGCACCACUGCUACUAUUGCUUUUAGCAGACUAAACUACUACACUGACAUAUUGUGUGCAAUAUCCUAGGAGAAAGAAAAUGAUCACUUUUAUGUUCAUCCUUACAUUUUCUGCUGUCAUUCCAUUGCCAUCCUCUGGUGAGAUUGGGGAGCACGAUGCUCUUUGUGGUCCAGGUGACUCUUGCUAUGCACUGUUUUACCAAAGGCGUGGUUUUCUGGAGUCCUGGAGAGCCUGCAGAGAGCGCGGAGGCAAUUUAGCCACUGUGAAAAGUGACCAAGAAGCAGCUUUAGUUGAGCAACUUCUCACCUCUUCAUCAAAAUCACGUGGUGAUGUGGAUCAGCUGCAGCUAAGGUUCUGGAUUGGGCUACAGCGCCAACCUAGGCAGUGUGCACCACAAAAGCCCUUACGUGGCUUCACCUGGACAACAGGAGACCAAGACACAGCUUUUACCAAUUGGGCCCUUCAGCCUGUAUCUUUGGGGCCCCCUGGCUCCUGUUCAGCCCCCCGCUGUGUGGCUAUAGGUCUGGGAUAUGGAAAGCCAGAGGAUGAUUUCAAGUGGCUGGAAGGUACCUGUACUUUGCCUGUUGAUGGGUUUGUGUGCAAAUUUCGCUACCAAGGAAUGUGUCCAGCACUAUCUGAAGGUUCUGUCCGCUACUCUGUGCCCUUUGGCUAUCAUGGUACUUGGCUUGACCGCCUUCCUUUUGGCUCAGUGGCAGCUGUGUCAUGUGAGAGGCAAAAACAAGAUGUUUCUGUACUCUGUAUGUUAAAGGAAGAUGGCACUGUGGGAUGGAACGUAAAUGAGCCACUUUGUCACACGGCUCCUUCCCAAUGUAGUAAAUGCCAGCAGCUUUGUGGGGAGGGAGGAGUUUGUGCUUGCCAUGAAGGAUACACUCUACAGCUGGAUGGACAUUCCUGUGAACCAGAUGAUGACAUGAGCUUUGAGGAUCAUGACAGAGUAAAUGGAUGCCCAUGCCAAUAUCGUUGUUUAGACCUUGAAAAGGGCAAAGGAUACCAGUGCAUAUGCCCAGAGGGCUACCAGCUGGCUGCUGAUGGGCACCACUGUGAAGAUAUAGAUGAGUGUGAAGAAGGUGAUGAAGGACCUUGCGAGCAUUCUUGUCAGAAUACCCCUGGUUCAUAUGUCUGCUCAUGUGACCUUGGAUUUUCUGUCUUAGAAGAUGAUCCUAGUCGCUGUGUGGAUGUAGAUGAAUGUCAGAUUGCCAGGGUAUGCCAACAGAUGUGUGUUAACUAUGUGGGUGGCUUUGAAUGUUUCUGUAGUGAGGGCUAUGAGCUGGAUGCAGAUGGAGUGACUUGUAAGCUUAUUGGGCAUACAGAAAAUAGAUAUGCACCUGAGGCUCCUUUUAGCACAUCUGAGGAGAGGAUUGAGGAAGAGGACGAAGUAUGGUAUGAAGGAGGGAUGGAAGAAGAAAGUUUUUUGACACAGUGGGGUAUGUCAGAGACAGCAACAGAGGGAAGCAAGGAGAGAUGGGAUUCCAGGGAUAAUGCAAAGAGGGAGUAUGGGUUGACAGGAGAGGUGGAGAGUUGGGGUGCCACAGUUCAGCCUGAGGUUGAGGUUAUUAUAGACACAACCAUGUCUCCACUGGAUAAAUGGGAAGAAGUGACAUAUCCUGUAGUACCAGUGACACACAAGCAGCAUGGAAUAAUUAAUCAUCCCUUUCCCUGGGACGAGGAGGAGAAGAAGAAGGAAGAGGAGGAGGGAGAUUCUGUUGUCUUUACUACAAUUUGGCCAGCCCAGAACACAUUAGCUGCAGAUACAUAUGACAGUGAAAAGACAACUGAUUUCCCCACCACAUCAAUGAGUUCAUCUACAGCUUCUUCAGAUCUGGCAGACAUAACCUCAGAAUUUCCAACAGAAAAAGUCAGUGUUACUGAAGUCACUGAAGAAGAAAUCACCUUUGCUAACCCUUUAACAGAAAACACAGAAUGUUCCACAUGUUCCUUAAAAAGUACCAAGGACCCAACAUCAUUAGACCAAAAGAAAAACAUCAAUCAUCCACCAACCACAUUGGGCCUGAAUGUAGAAAUAGAUAAUAGUUUAACAACCAUUCCUCUGCCAGGACACCAGCUCAAUAACUCUGAGGUGGAAACUCCGCUACUUUCCACAUUUUCACCUCUACCACCUCAGGAAACAAAGAGUAGAAGGGAUAACCGGUGGCUGAUUGUAGCACUGCUGGUUCCUCUGUGUGUUUUCCUGGUUAUUAUGUUAGCACUUGGCAUUGUUUACUGCACCCGAUGUGGAGGAGAAACAAAACCACGCAGUGUCAGUGACUGCUAUCACUGGGUGACUGGAGGAGGACCUGAGAAAGGCCUUGCCCCCACAGGUGGAGAAACACAAUGUACACAAGCAGCUGUUUGAAAGGAGAUAAAUAUUACAUUAUAAAUAUGAA